CAAUAUGGCUGGCUGUAAGAUCCUGAUUUUAUUCGUCAUUUUUCAAAUUGUUAACUCCAAGCCAUUUAAAGAAAUUCAUAUGAAAAAGGAUAUCGAGUUUUCCAUCAAACCCCCAGUGCUGCCGAUCAAGCCUUUCAAAUUUAUAAAACAUAAAUGGUUUCAUCUAGGACACGGUAUAGUAAAAAGGAGUCCUUUCGAGGUGAUACCAAAACCAGAAGAAAAUAUCGUGAAUCAAGACUCACUAUUAAAGGUAUCGUUAGAAAAAGAAUUUGGGAUUGGAACUCCUUUGCCGCCGCCUCCACCGCCACUCCCUGAAGGUAUACCACCAGCACCACUGAUUAUACCGGAAGCACCGGGAAUUUCAAGUCCUCCGCCAAGCGUACCUCCAGUCACAGGGUCAACCAUACUUGUAAGUGAGGAUUAUUUUUCAAGAUUGCCAGCAGAGGGAGCGGAAAUAAUAGUAAUAACUCCUGUACCUCCCCCUCCACCACCGCCUGUUGUGAGCAUACCUCCUCCGCCGCCUCCAAUCCCUGAGCCAAUAUCUGGACCUCCUCCGCCAGUGCCACCAGAAGUCCCCAAAGGCCUGACUCAAGGCAAUUUACUUACAGACAUAGGCAGGGUAGAAGAAAUAAAUGCAUACCUUAAAGCGGUGGAAGGUCUUGGUAUAACUCCACCUCCAGGCCUCAUAAUGCCCCCUCCUGCAGGGCCUCCGCCACCUCCUCCUCUAGAGGCCGUAUUGCCAGUGCUUAAUAGCAAUAGUAUAGAGGUUGAGGUCCCAAAACCUCCACCUCCGCCUGUUGAAAAAACGAGCCCCCUUGUGAAAGGAUCUCGACUUGCGCUCUAUUUCGGAAAUAUUUUCUUACAAGUGAUGUCGGAAGUUAUAUCAAGCGCUAGAUCAGCUCUCAGCCAAUAUUCUCCGCCGGCACCCAUUUAAAAUUAUGAUAU
This is a messenger RNA of Cydia fagiglandana, 945 nucleotides long. RefSeq lists its product as uncharacterized. The transcript has 2 exons. Lineage: Eukaryota; Metazoa; Arthropoda; Insecta; Lepidoptera; Tortricidae. The record is from RefSeq and is a predicted model, not a curated record. The coding region runs from base 5 to 934 and encodes 309 amino acids.